Molecule: messenger RNA, 4251 nt
Organism: Astrephomene gubernaculifera
Lineage: Eukaryota; Viridiplantae; Chlorophyta; Chlorophyceae; Chlamydomonadales; Astrephomenaceae
Source: the annotation of a GenBank genome assembly
CCUGAAGGUACUAUCCUAGGAUGUAUCAGCGCUAAGUAUGCUCCAUCGGAUUGUCUGCGCUGGUACAAGUGCAUUUUGCCUUUUUGCGCUGGAUGGGCACUAACCAGCGCAGGAAUCUGAAUACAGUUAUCAGCGCGCCUACAUUAUCAUUCCACAGGGAUUUAUAUAACAAAAUAGCUUGUCCUUAGUACUGCCCGUCAAGUAUUCGCUGGUGCUGGCCAUCAAACGCACCACGCCAACUAUACGCACAAGACUACCGGAUAUAUUAUUUUGUUCGCAUCUCCUUGAACUUAUUAAAGCCAGCCCCCAGGAGGGGGUGCCAGCCAAGCUGUCAAAAGCUAACUGUCAUGGCUCGCACACCAACACACAGCAGCUAGUUGGGCGCCCUCCGUCCCUACGAUGGCUACUCAGGCGGAGCAACGGCCUUUUCCACCUACUGACUGGGGCUUCCUCUACUGUCUACCCAACCAGAAUGCCCAUGCUCUCCGCCGAGGACCUCAAGUUGAUGCCUCGCUUGCAUCAGGCACGCACCCAUCUUACGUGAAAAAGGCGCUAGACAUCCUCACCAGCUUCCGCAACACGCGUCCCCCGCUCAUCCCGCCCACCCAGUACGUCCCUCCCCCAGGAGCAGCUGCGCCCGGACCCGGUGGCGGCGGCGCACGCAGCGGUGGUGGCUCCUCAGCUCCCUGGCAGCCCUACACCGGGCCCUCCCAACAGCAACAACACAACCACACGCAACAGCAACAACAGAGACCACAGCAGCAGCAGCAGUCGCAGUACCCAAGCCAAACCCAGACCCAGGGACCACACCAGCAAGGCACGGGUGCAGGUGCGGGGGCGUACAAUGGUGGCGGGCCGGGCGGUCUCCCCCCACGCCCGCCCCCCCAGACCUACCCCCUAGGGGCUGCGCCACCGCAUGCACGACCCCCACCCCCACAACAACAGCAGCCGCAGCGUCUGCAUGCUGGCCAUGGAGGCGGUGGUGGAGCAGGAGGUGGUGAGGAGGAGGAGGAUUUUGAGAUGCUGGAAAUUGAUGUGGAUGCCAUUGUGGCAAAUCACGCGGGCGGUGGGGCCGGCGGCGGCGGUGGCGGAGCAGCAACCUCCCACCAGCAACAGCACCAACCUCAGCAGCAGCAAGCGGCGAACGGGUAUGCGUCUGGGUACAACAAUUCUGGCGGCAACGGUUUUGGUAAUGGUGGUGGUGGUGGAGGUGGGGGCGGGGCUGGAUCAGGCGGCACCUAUGGAGGAGGUGGAGGCAGUGGUAGUGGCGGCUUUGGAGGCGGAGGUGGAGGAGCGUACGGCGCCGGAGGUGGCUUCGCCGGGAAUGGGAACGGCAGCGGCGGGGGCAGCUUUAACAACAAUGGCGGCAACGGUUUCGGCGUCGGCGGCUUUGGCAAUGGAGGAAACAACUUUGGCGGGGGUGCUGGGGCCGGCGGCAACUUCAGUAAUACCACCACCAAUGGAGGCAGCGGCUUCGGCGCCGGCUUUGGCGGCAGCGGCUUUGGUGGUGGCGGCAGCGGUAGCGGUACCUACUACAGUGACGACAUGGGGGGUCCCCGACCCCCCGACCCCUCCCUCCGCGCCCGCGCCCCCGGAGCGCCCCCCAGCCCCACCAAGUACGAUGUGCGCGACGGUACGGCAGACCGGCGGUGGCGGGGGCCCUUCCCCUGGACCGCCAAGCUGAGGUCCACCAAUCUACAGGUGUUUGGAAACAAGGAUUUCAGGGCCUGCGGCAGCACCACGCAAGAGGCCAUCAUGAACGCCACGCUGGACGGCCACGACGUGUUCGUGCUGAUGCCCACGGGGGGCGGCAAGAGCCUGUGCUACCAGCUGCCGGCGCUCAUGUCGGCGGACGGGGUGACGGUGGUGGUGUCGCCGCUGGUGUCGCUGAUACAGGACCAGAUCUUCCACCUGCGCGAGGCGGGUAUCGAGGCGGCCCACUUCGGGGGAAACCAGGACUGGCAGGAGGCGAGGAGCAUCAUGGACAGCAUCCGCACCGGCAGCAGCCCCAUCCGCCUGCUGUUCGUGACCCCGGAGAAGGUGGCCAAGAGCGACGCGCUGGUGCGGAUGCUGGACGGACUGGUGGCGGGGGGGAGGCUGGAUCGGGUGGUGGUGGAUGAGGCGCACUGCGUCAGUCAGUGGGGCCAUGACUUCAGGCCCGACUACAAGGAGCUAGCGCUGUUCAAGAAGAAAUGGCCCGCUGUGCCGCUGCUGGCCCUCACCGCCACCGCCACACCCCGGGUGCAGGCAGACGUGCGGCUGCAGCUGCGCAUCCCCAACUGUGUGGUGUUCAAGAGCUCCUUCAACCGACCCAACCUGAGGUACGAGGUGCUUCGCAAGUCCAGCAAGUCCAUCGUGGAGGACCUGAAGACCCUGCUGCUGGCCCGCUUCGUGCACCCCGUCAAGAAGCGAGUGCUGUGCGGCAUCGUGUACUGCCUGAGUCGGGGCGAGUGCGAGCGGGUGGCGGAGGAGCUGAGGAAGCUGAGGCAGCCCAAUGGGCGCAUGCUGAAUGCGGCCCACUACCACGCCAAUCUGAGUCACGAAGAACGGGAGCAGGUGCAGUCCAAGUGGAGCAACGACGAGGUGCAGGUCAUCGUGGCCACCAUCGCAUUCGGCAUGGGCAUCAACAAGCCCGACGUGCGCUUCGUGAUCCACUUCUCGCUGCCCAAGAGCCUGGAGGGGUACCACCAGGAGACGGGACGUGGCGGUCGUGACGGCGCUGAGGCCGCCUGCCUGCUGUACUAUUCGUACAGCGAUGCGCAAAAGUCACGACACAUGCUCACGCAAUCGGCGCAGGACCUCAAAGUGGCUCCGGAGGUGCUCCGCUGUAACAUGGACUCACUCAACUCCAUGAUCAUGUUUGCGGAGGAGCAGGUGGAGUGCCGCCGCGUGCUGCUGAUGCAACACUUCGGGGAGGCGUUCGACCCCGCCAACUGCAGGGGCAGCUGCGACAACUGCAAGCAGCGCCAGGCCCAGGGUUUGCAGUACGAGUCGAGAGAUCUGACAUCCUCUGCCGUACAGCUGGUGGAUCUGGUUCGGGCGGUGGGGCAGCGCUGGAGCGCCUCGCAUGUGGUGGAUGUGUUCCGCGGCUCGCAAUCCAAGGAGGUCAAGGCGGCUGGUCAUGCGAAUCUGCCCCUGCAUGGCGUUGGCAAGAGCAUGACCAAGGCUGACGCCCAGCGGCUGUUGCGCAAGCUGCUGGCGCUGAAUGUGCUGGUGGAGGAAACAUUCCGACAGGAAAACGCCUACCAAACUGUGUCCUCCGCUAUUGCGGUGAAUGAGACCAUGGCGCAGCAGCUGACCCGUGGGUCGCUCAAGGUUGAGCUUAUGUUUGCCGUCGGGUCCGGGCCAGGAGCCGCAGCGGGGGCUGGCAAGGGAGGCAAGGCCGCCGGCAGGAGCCGCGCAGGACGUGGCGCCGCCGCAGCUGCCGGUGCUGCGGGUACGGCAACUGGGAAUGCCGGCGGCGCCGCCGGCGGCAGGAGGGCACGCGGCGGCGGCGGCGCUGCGGACGCAUGGGAUGCCGACUGGGGCGACGACGACGAUGGCGCCGCCGGCAUUGUCUACGGCAACGGGGGCGGCGGAGGCGGAGCUGAGAGCGAUGUUGAGAUUGUGGAGAACCCAGGCGUCCGUGCCAGGCCUGCCACGGCCUUCCCUCCGCCCGCCGCCAACCUCCGGCCUCCCUCGGCCCCCACCUUCCCUGCCACAACCGUCACAACCAACAACCCCUCAACCGCCGCUAACAGCACCACCUGUCCCAGUGCCGACAACCUCACCGCUCGUGAUGAGCCACUCGCGCACCUGGUGUACGACGCACUCGUACAGUUGCGCGGCUGGUUGGCACAACACAGCAAUGACAGGCGCAAGAAGGGAGAGGCGAUUCUGCCGGCAUCGGUGCUUAACCAACUUGCCAGGGCUCGCCCUCGGCGACUAGACGAGCUCAUGGCCCUCAACCUGACUGCCUUCUCCGACUUCCGGAAGAAGACCCAUGGACGCAACAUCAUCGCUGUCAUUGACAUGGCCAAGCUGCAGUACAUGGAGGCGGUCACUGCGGGCCAGGAGGUGGCCAACAUGUCGUUUGUGCUGUUGGAGGACAAGCUGCACCGCAGCACGGGGGGCGAGGGAGCGGAGGGGCCCGAGGGAGGAGGAGGAGGAGGAGGAGCCGGCGCGGAGGGCGGUGACGGCAGCAUGACUCCGGGGCCUGCUGCGGGGGGCCCAGCAGGCGGCAAGCGGGGUCGGGAGCAGCAGCAGCCGCAG